AUGUUGGCGGCACGUCGUACCUUACCCGACACACUGGUGACUGUCCUGUUCAGGAAGGAGGGAGAUGGGAGCCGGAGAAUUGAUGCUGGGAACAUGGGAGGAGCAGACGACGGUCUGGAGGUCAGGAGACGAAGGAGGAAGGAGCAGAGUAGAGAGCAGAGAGGGCAGCGCGAGAGUGAGAGAGGAAGGUGUGGUUACAUGCGACGAAGUGGAGGGCAGGAGCGCCUUGUGGUCAGAAGUUUAAUCGUCCUUCUUUGUUUCUGUUUUUGUACGCCAUACUCCGUUAUUGCGAUGCAGAAUGAUGCCACGGCGCACACAAAGGUGAAAGAAACGGCAAGCCUCUUGGGAGCAUGGCCUGGCUCUUGGCAACAAAGCGAGACGGUCAUGUCCUCUUCCUGUUGGAUUGCUGGAUGCUGGGCUGGGCAGUCUCGCGCAGCUUGGCAGCGCUUCCUCCUCGCCUUGGCGAGCCUUCAUGUGGCGGGACAAAAGGCCACGAGAAGCACAAGACUCGCGAGAAGGAACCAUGGUGAGGCCACCAGAGGCCACCAGAGGCCACCAGAGGCCACCAGAGGCCACCGACAGCGCAACAGUGGCGAUCCACGCGGAGAAUGGUCCUCCUCGCCAGGGCUUGGCUGGCUGGGCAUUGCUCCCGAAUCCACCGUGUCUGUUCGCCGUUCGUCUGUUCCGUAUCUGUUCCGUAUCUGCUCCGUCAUUUGUCGUAUAUGUCGUACAUUGCACAAGAAGCAAGAGCAAAGACAGGACGUACCUCGUACUACGGCGCCAUCUCUGCGUCUUGCAUCUAAGCCUGGGUCCUGA
Sporothrix schenckii 1099-18 is the source of this 816-nucleotide messenger RNA. RefSeq lists its product as uncharacterized. NCBI's taxonomy places the organism in Eukaryota, Fungi, Ascomycota, Sordariomycetes, Ophiostomatales, Ophiostomataceae. The record is from RefSeq and is a predicted model, not a curated record. The transcript has a single exon. The coding region runs from base 1 to 816 and encodes 271 amino acids.